AUGGCCUCUGGGCGCAUCAUCUUCUACGAGGACAGGAACUUCCAGGGUCGCUCCUAUGAGUGCAUGAGCGACUGUUCCGACAUGACGUCCUACCUCAGUCGUUGCAACUCCAUCAGGGUGGAGAGUGGCUGCUUCAUGAUCUACGAUGGUACUGACUUCAUGGGCAACCAGUUCUUCAUGAGGAGGGGCGAGUAUCCCGACAGCCAGAGGCUGAUGGGUAUGGGAAUGAUGAGCGACUUCAUCCGCUCCUGCCGUAUGAUCCCCCCUUACAGAGGAUCUUACAGAAUGAGGAUCUACGAGAAGGAGAACUUCGCCGGUCAGAUGUCUGAGCUGAUGGAGGACUGUGAAUCCAUCAUGGAUCGCUUCCGCAUGUCUGACUGCCAGUCCUGCAAUGUGAUGGAUGGCCACUGGCUCAUGUAUGAGCAGCCCCACUUCAGAGGCAGGAUGAUGUACAUGAUGCCAGGGGAGCACAGGAGCUUCAGGGACAUGGGCACAACCAUGAGAAUUAGCUCCAUCAAACGCAUCACCGAUUACUGUUAA
Molecule: messenger RNA, 540 nt
Organism: Clupea harengus (Atlantic herring)
Lineage: Eukaryota; Metazoa; Chordata; Actinopteri; Clupeiformes; Clupeidae
Product: gamma-crystallin M1-like
Exons: 3
Coding region: 1-540 (179 amino acids)
Biological process (GO): visual perception; lens development in camera-type eye
Molecular function (GO): structural constituent of eye lens
Source: RefSeq, a predicted model, not a curated record